CGUCAUAGACAAAUUAACAUAAAAUGUUAAGUGCGACGGGAGGGGUGGGGUGUGUGUACUGCUUAACAUAAUUUAUGCGCCAGAGCUCUGCGUGUUUCGCAGUCCGCGCGCUCCUACUGUGGGCAAACGCAAAUGAUUGUUGCCGUUAUAAAUGAACGCGCUACUUUUACAUUCGUUAUAAAAUCGCCGCCUCCAACGUUUAUUUGAAGAUGUUCCGAGCGCUGCCCCUAGGCAGGGUCGACGCUGAGCUCGGCAGGGUGAGGGGCCAGAGGAGGGUGAAGCUGCAGCCGCUCAAGAGGCGGAUGGCUCCUCCAGACGGAGCCCCCCCUUGCAAGAGGGUCGCGAGGUGGAGGGAUGGGCACGGGCAGGGGUCGCCCGUGGAGGUCGUAGAGGUCAACACAGAGGUCACGAAGGUCAGGGGAUCUGACCCCAAGGCCCAGUUGGACGACAUGAGGAGAUUCGAGCAGUUGGAGCGGAGUCUCCAGAUAGAUGAUGAUGAUGGCGGAGGUGGCGGUGAUGGCGGCGAUGGCGGUGAUGGCGGUGGCGGUGAUGGGGCAGUCGUCCAUCUCUCCUCCGUCUUUUCUGAGCACUUCCCAGCAUGCACCAGCGACGAGAUCAUCCCACGUCAGCUAACCAGAGGUUGCAUGGAACUUGUACUGUGGCAACCCAGAUCUCCCGUGAUGCCUCCCGUCGCCCCGUCGCCGCCGACGCCGGCAUCGGCAUCGGCAUCGGCACAAAGGACGUCGCUAAAAAGGAACUCGAGGCACCUCUUGCCAUCGCCAUCGUUGCCGUCGGCGUCGGCGGUGCCGCUCACGCUCGACCACAUGGACGCUGAUGAUGGUGGCGAUUGUGUUGGCUGCUUGGGUGACGUUGAUGUCGCUGACGUCGCCGACGGCGACGACGCCGACGAGGUUGUCGCGAUGGAGUUAUAGAUCGUGGGCCGUCGGUGUCGUCGGAUGAUGAAGAGGGCCACAGGCUCGGCACGCGGAGACCCACAGACUCACUCACACAGAGACCCACAGACUCACUCACACAGAGACCCACAGACUCACUCAC
Molecule: messenger RNA, 1056 nt
Organism: Petromyzon marinus (sea lamprey)
Lineage: Eukaryota; Metazoa; Chordata; Hyperoartia; Petromyzontiformes; Petromyzontidae
Source: RefSeq, a predicted model, not a curated record